Molecule: messenger RNA, 1023 nt
Organism: Acanthosepion pharaonis
Lineage: Eukaryota; Metazoa; Mollusca; Cephalopoda; Sepiida; Sepiidae
Source: the annotation of a GenBank genome assembly
AUGCAGUUAUUCUUCAAUCAUUAUUUAUCUUCUUUCCAGUCGACACUGAAGAUGGCGGCUACGAUGAAAAAUACGGACAGUGAUGUGCAUGUCACAUUUGAGGACCAACAGAAAAUCAACAAAUUUGCUCGGCACAAUGCCAAGUUACAAGAUUUAAAAGAUGAAGUUGUGCAGAAAAAGAAAGAUUUGCAGAAUCUGAAUGAUGCCAUAGAUGAACUGAUGCUUCUGGAAGGAGAAGAAAAGCCUAUUCCAUAUCCUUUACUUACCUUAAAAGGAAUUUUUCAAAAUCUUUACGGUUUUAAAAGUCAGAAUUCUUAUUGCCUUUUCCUGUUCUUGCUCAGAAUAUUUUUUUCUAUAAACCAUCCAUUGUUGGAUUUGGGUUCGAAUCGUUUGAAAUCGUUGCGGAUUCUUUCCUUAUCUGAAUGUGUGCUGAUAAAUUUGAACACUGUUAAAUAUCUAAAAGGAAACAUGAGUUUUUACAAUAGCCUACCUCCCAGCGAAAAGCCCGGACUUUAUCCAACUGGAACAUUUCCAACAACAAACUAUGCUCCCACUCAGCCAGCAGGUAUGCCUCCUGCAGCUACCCCACAACAGAGAUAUCCCUCUGCCACUCAGCAAUAUGCAAUGCCCACUGCUGCAACGCCAUCACUGUACACCCCAAGUAAUGGCUACAUAAUGUCUCCAGCAUAUGCUUCUUCUCCAGGACCUGGAGCCUUCCAUUCAGUUGGAUAUUCUUCUCUGCCUUCCAUCCCAUCAACGACUCCUGGCUACCCUACCGCCCAGUACCCUACAACAAAUUACCCAACUCAGAUACCUGGCAGUACUGCCCCUUACCCAGGUGCAUUGCCUGUCAGCAGUCAAUUAUGGCCAUCACCCUCCUCCCCUUCUUUGUGCCCCUUCAACUCAACCCAUAAGCCUUUUCUGAGCUCUCUCUCUCUCUCUCUCUCUCUCUCUCUCUCUCUCUCUCUCUCUCUCUCUCUCUCUCUCUCUCUCUCUCUCUCUCUCUCAUAUAUUGAUAUUUAA